AUGGCCGCCAAGAGCUUCGCUUCCCGCCUCCGAGGCUCCCGGCGAUUCCUGCGCGGCUUCGUGGUCGGGGCUGCCGUGGGCGCCGCCGCGGGAGCGGGGCUGACGGCCUGGCACCUCUCCCGGCGUCCGGGGGCCCCGGCAGCGGCGGCAGCGGGGGAGCCGAGCGGAUCUACAGAAACAGCUGUGUUAGAACAAUUUGGAUUCCCGUUAGCUGGAACAGAGACCAGAUGUUACACAAAUCACGCCCUGUCCUAUGACCAGACAAAACGAGUCCCUCGAUGGGUCCUUGAACACAUUUCCAAAAACAAGAUUACAGGGGAUGCAGACAGAAAGCAUUGCAAAUUCCAGCCGGAUCCCAGGAUUCCUCCGGCCUUUAGCGCCCACAAUGAAGACUAUCUUGGAAGUGGCUGGUCUAGAGGCCAUAUGGCUCCAGCUGGAAAUAACAAAUUUUCAAGUAAAGCCAUGGCUGAAACCUUUUACCUUUCUAAUAUUGUGCCUCAGAAUUAUGAAAAUAAUUCUGGGUAUUGGAAUAGAAUAGAAAUGUAUUGCCGGGAACUGACAGAGCGCUUCGAGGAUGUGUGGGUAGUGUCUGGACCUCUGACCUUACCUGAGACUAGAAAUGAUGGCAAGAAGACUGUGAGUUACCAGGUGAUAGGCUCAGACAAUGUGGCCGUGCCCUCGCAUCUUUACAAAGUGAUCCUGGCCCGCAGGAGCCCCGGGUCCCCCGAGCCCUUGGCCCUGGGGGCUUUUGUGGUGCCCAACGAAGCCAUCGGCUUCCAGCCCCCAUUGGCGGACUUCCAGGUGAGCCUGCGGGAUCUGGAGGCGCUGUCGGGCCUGGUGUUCUUCCCCCGUGUGGACCGGACACGGGAGAUCCAGGACCUCUGCUCCGUGGACAGCUGCAAACUCAUGGACUUCCAGGACUUCACGCUGUACCUGAGCACCCGGAAGGUGGACAGCGCCCGCUCACUGCCCCGGCUGGAGAAGAUUCUGGAAAACCUGAAGGAUGCGGGCAUCGAACCCGAUGCCUAUUUUAUGAGUCACUACAUGAAAAAGCUUAAAGAACUGAUGGCUAAGGAGCAGCCAGGCACCCGGGUGGGGAAAUCCUCCUAGAUGAGUUGCUUUUGUAAGUUUUGGAUGUGUGUGCCCAGUACCAGAACUUGAACUCAGGGUCUGGCCACUCUCCCUUAGCUAUUUUCUUUUCUCUUUUUCUUUUG
Messenger RNA from Dipodomys spectabilis (banner-tailed kangaroo rat), 1214 nucleotides. RefSeq names its product exo/endonuclease G (gene Exog). Gene Ontology annotation, biological process: apoptotic DNA fragmentation. Gene Ontology annotation, molecular function: nucleic acid binding; RNA endonuclease activity; single-stranded DNA endonuclease activity. Gene Ontology annotation, cellular component: mitochondrial inner membrane; nucleus. The record is from RefSeq and is a predicted model, not a curated record. The transcript has 6 exons. The coding region runs from base 1 to 1110 and encodes 369 amino acids. Lineage: Eukaryota; Metazoa; Chordata; Mammalia; Rodentia; Heteromyidae.